Messenger RNA from Ascoidea rubescens DSM 1968, 1566 nucleotides. RefSeq lists its product as uncharacterized. Bases 277 to 1380 code for a protein of 367 amino acids. The transcript has a single exon. Lineage: Eukaryota; Fungi; Ascomycota; Saccharomycetes; Ascoideales; Ascoideaceae. The record is from RefSeq and is a predicted model, not a curated record.
UUUUUAUUUGCUGAUAUAUAAGGAAAUACGGCAAUUCGGCUUUUGAUUUGAGACUUAAAAACCCUAAACGGGCUUGAUUUGGUCAUUGCACUGAAAUUCAUUUCAAGCCCCGAGCCUUAAGGUCUUCUCAAAAACUCUAUAUAAGGAGUGUUUUUCUUUUUUUUUUUUUUCAGAUCAAUUUCCUGAAUCACUCAGUCUGCUGAACUUUUAUUUUACUAUUUCUAUUGCACAUCUAGCAAUAUCUGUUUAAAUCUGAAAUUUUGCUGCUUAUAAAUUAUGACUGUUCAAGUUUUCAAAGAUAAUCUAUCUUCACUAUCAAAUUCCGAAUUAAAAAAUGUGGUUCUGAUUUGUAUGAACAUCUUAGAAGAUCGUGCAUCAUCAAAAGACCAAACACAACAUUCUUUCAAGAAAAACAGCCAAGGCCCUUCUGCUGAAACCAAAACCAAAUCAAAUGCAAACCAAGAUGUGAAUCAAAAUGAAAAAGAAAAUACUGAAUCUAUUGAACAGGAAUUUGAAUAUUUGGACCAUCCAGUGCAAUCACCAUCUGUUACUCCUCAAAUUAUUUCAGAAAAAAAGGAUCAAGAAUACUCAUCAUUAUCCUCUACAUCAUCUUUGUCAUCUUCAUCAUCACCUAUUCCUGUUUUGCCAUCAGAUGAAAACCAGAAGCCAAAUAAAAACUUGAUACAUAAUAAUCCCUCAUCUGUUAAUAUAAUCUCUAUCGAUUUUUCUUUGCUAAAUUCUGUUCAAGAAUCAGCUCUUGAUUUAAAAUUAAAAUGUGAUAAGCUAAUAAAUAACAUAGAAAAAGAAUCAUUCGACACAAAUGAAAAUGAAAAUGAAAAUGAAAAUGAAAAUAUAAAAAACAUCAAAAGCAUAGAUGAAAUCAAAACAAGCAAAGACGCUAAUGUAAUUUAUUUUCAUUCUGAUUUUGAUCCCCGUUCUCAUCCUUGUACUCAUUCUUAUCCUUGUACUUAUUCUUAUCCUCAUCAUCACCGUUUUUCUCAUCGUUUCUCUAAUCUAUCUCAGUUUCCACAUCAAUUUCCAUCUCCACCCCCUCCAGCACCAUUUCCACCACCACAUGAUGAUAAUCAUCAUCAUCAUGGUCAUAAAUCAAAUCUAUUUAUUCCACCUCCACCACCUCCACCACCUCCACCCUUCUUUAAUUGUCCAUUUUCAAGAGAUCUAUUUUCUAAUGGGGCUACUUUUAACAAAGAUUUUUUGAAUGAUGAGAAACUGAACAAUGAUGAUACAGAAGGCAAUUACAAAUGGUCUUUUCCAUUUUCAGGCCCAGGCCCAAAUCCAGAUUCAUAUCGAUAUAGAUCACCAUGUGGUCAUUGUCAUAAUCAUCAUCCUUCCAAGAAACAUCAAAAAAGCCGUCAUUGAUUUAUAAUAUUGUUAAUAAUUGGAAACAAAAGUGAAGUACAAUUUGAGAUUAUAAAAAGCUUUAUCUUUUUUUUUUAAAUAAUAUUUUAACUCUGAUUUUUUGGUCUAUUUUUUCUGAUUUAUUUACAAUAUAUUUAUCAAAUACCCUUUUAAACUAUCCUCUAAUUUUCAAUUAAUACUACGUCA